This is a messenger RNA of Nematocida ausubeli, 435 nucleotides long. RefSeq lists its product as uncharacterized. The transcript has a single exon. The coding region runs from base 1 to 435 and encodes 144 amino acids. Lineage: Eukaryota; Fungi; Microsporidia. The record is from RefSeq and is a predicted model, not a curated record.
AUGACUGAAACAAAGAAAAGCACACAUAGUAUGCGGAAAAAAAUAAAGACUGCUAUUAAGAAGUUCACAGUAGGAAAAAAGGCUCUAAAAGCUACAGAGGCCCCCAAAAAUGAUGAUAUUUCAGACGAGGAGGCAAAGAUAACAGAGCUAGAAGAGACUUGGGUGAGUGCAGCUCCAUACUCUGGACAAUAUGACAGAAAGCCACAUAUCAUUGCAUUCCUAUCUAAGAUUGAAGCAAGAACUGAGAUAGACUCAGAAAGGAUUGAUAUCUUUGCACAGGAGGCAAAAGGAGAAAUCAGCCAGUGGUGGGUGCGGCUAACAGUAAAGCCACAGAAGUGGAAAGAUCUAAGAAGUUGGGUUAUUGAGGAUAUGGAUGGCAUAGAGGGAAUAAAGCGCCUUCGCGAGGGACAGACAAGAAACUCAAACUAUUAUUAA